This is a messenger RNA of Oncorhynchus nerka (sockeye salmon), 2764 nucleotides long. Its product is annotated as protein tweety homolog 2-like. The record is from RefSeq and is a predicted model, not a curated record. Gene Ontology annotation, molecular function: intracellularly calcium-gated chloride channel activity; volume-sensitive chloride channel activity. The coding region runs from base 392 to 1999 and encodes 535 amino acids. Lineage: Eukaryota; Metazoa; Chordata; Actinopteri; Salmoniformes; Salmonidae. Gene Ontology annotation, cellular component: plasma membrane. The transcript has 14 exons.
GAAGGGCGCUAUCGUCAGUCAGUCUCGUGCCUUGGAUGAGUGCGCGUCGCGCGCGGUCCAGUCAGAAAAAGCGGCUUCUACUGGAACGAGCUCACCCGUGAAUGCGCCUCCGAGAAGUUAAAACAGCUGUCUAUCUGCAGAACACGACACGGGACCACGGAGAUACCGAGAUAAUGCUGUUGUAAUGCCUUGUUCUGAGGGCAAAGAGUCAGGAAGUAAAGUAGUUUUGUAUUGUUUAUUCUCCUGCGCUACAUUGUAAAGUGUUUUCCAACAAGAAGUCGCGGAUUCAUGAUUUGUUUUUGUCCAGAACCGAGGAUUAGGCUAUACUGACGGGGUCUCGAGUUCUCGAAUGAGAUUUUAAGGGUCCAGAAGCAACUUUUUGUAAUAAGGAAUGGCCACGGCACGGCUGGACUAUAUCGCUCCAUGGUGGACCUACUGGCUGCACAAUUUCCCCCACUUCAACUUCACCUUCCAGCCCGUUGAUAACACCUUCAGACCCGGGGAGGCGACCUACCAGCAGUCUCUGGUCUUCCUAGCCUGUAUAUCAGCUGCUGGACUAGUCCUGAGCCUCCUGCUGCUGUCUGUCUACCUGACCAGUGUGUGCUGCUGCAGGAAGGAGGAGGAGGAGGAGACCAAGAGGCCUGACUCCUGCUGUGUCUCCUGGACCGCUGUCAUCACUGGGCUCAUCCUAUGCUCUGCUGUUGGAGUGGGUUUCUAUGGUAACAGUCAGACCAAUGACGGGGUGUACCAGCUGACCUACUCCCUCCACAAUGCCAACCACACUCUGGGUGGCCUCAACAGCUUGGUCUCCAGUUCUCUGGGCAGUAUGGAGGUGGGUCUGCAGCAGCACCUGAAUCGUCUGGAUGAGAUCUUUGCUGCGCGGGGAGACUAUGUCCAGGCCUUGAGGUUCAUGGGUCAGAUGGCUGACAACAUCAUCAGACAGCUGACCGCCAUGCCGGACCUCAGCAAGGCCAAGGUGGACCUGUCGGCCAUCGCUGAUCAGACAGAUCACGUAGAAUACUACAGGUGGCUGACCUACCUGCUACUGCUGAUCCUAGACCUGGUUAUAUGCCUGGUGGCCUGUCUGGGGGUGGCAAAGCAGUCCCGGUGGCUACUCACCAUGAUCAUGGUGUUUGGGGUGAUAUCUCUGGUCCUGAGCUGGGCAUCACUAGGAGCAGGCACUGCUGCCGCCGUGGGCACCAGUGACUUCUGUGUGUCUCCAGACAAGUUCAUAGCAAACAGGACCAAGGAGUUCCUCAGUGCAGAAGUGACACACUACUACCUGUAUUGCAGUCAGAGUCUACCCAACCCUUUCCAACAGUCUCUGACUAUCUUCCAGAGGUCUCUGACCACCAUGCAGAUCCAGAUACAAGGACUACUGCAGUUCUCUGUACCUGUCUUCCCUACUGCUGAGAGAGAUCUUCUGGGCAUCCAGCGCCUGCUGAACUCUACAGAGUUCAACCUGAACCAGUUAACAGCCCUGCUAGACUGCAGGGGGCUCCAUAAGAACUACCUGGAUGGUCUGAUGGGGGUGUGUUAUGACGGGGUGGAGGGUCUCCUCUACCUCUGCCUCUUCUCUCUGCUGUCGGUCAGUGCCUUCUGUGCCAUGCUGUGUGCCAUCCCCCGGGCAUGGACCCUCAUCACCAGCAGGAACAGGGCCUAUGAUGACAUCGAUGAGGAGGAUCCGUUUAACCCCCAGGCCCGUCAUAUGACCUUCAACCCCAGUAGAGCCAGCCAUGUACACAGCUUCUGUAGCUACAGCAGCAGUCUGGACAGCCAGGCCAGUCCACACCCUCCACCACAGACUGCCGCCAUCCUCCCCACCUCAGAGUACAUGAAUCAGUCCAUGCUGUUUGGAGGGAACCCUCGUUAUGAGAACGUUCCUCUGAUCGGGAGGGGAUCCCCGCCACCCUCGUAUUCUCCCAGAAUGAGAACUACCUACCUGUCUAUGACUGACGCACAGAUCAGACACUUUGGGACAGAUUUCCAGCAGGUAUAGCCCCCAACUAUGGCCUACUGGUCCCCCUCAGGAAGGAUCUGUCUGGGACUACCACUGUACUGAGGAAUGGUCUGUCUGGGACUACCACUAUACUGAGGAAGGGUCUGUCUGGGACUACCACUAUACUGAGGAAGGGUCUGUCUGGGACUACCACUGUACUGAGGAAGGGUCUGUCUGGGACUACCACUGUACUGAGGAAGCAGAGUUUACAGAUCACCCUGUCCAUGUAUGUCUCACCCUGCUCUCCUGGCUAUCUGUUACUUAAAUGCAGGAGGUAUGGGGUCAACAACGGCUCAGGAACACACUGACACUCUCAAAGUCCUGUACUGUACGUGUAGAAACCAGGAGACUACAUAGAACCCUGAGUGUAAAGUGCAUCUCUCCCCAAACAAACCAACAAUUCAGUUAUGUGUUUUCUUCAAAUGUGAGUGUUCGUCUCGAGCCAGAUCAGAAGACAUGAUUGUUAUGAACCAAGUUGAGCGUUUAUAUAUUUUCCUGUGAGUGACGUCACCUUUGAUGGAUUUCAGGGGACAGCAAAUAACCAGAUUGAUUUCCUUCACAGCCAUAGACUGUUAAAUGGUUAUUACAUGAACUGUAUUCAGUCUUCCCCAACCUGUCAUCACUAUUACAAACUGUCAUCUAACCAGUCUAGCAUUCAGCUCCUCUUACACUUGACGACACAGCUCUUAUACUUGACAACACAGCUCUUACACUUGACGGCACAGCUCUUACACUUGACGACACAGCUCUUACACUUGACGACAC